Messenger RNA from Pantherophis guttatus, 4914 nucleotides. Lineage: Eukaryota; Metazoa; Chordata; Lepidosauria; Squamata; Colubridae. The record is from RefSeq and is a predicted model, not a curated record.
AGCUCUGAAAGGGGCGGGGGGGGGAGAAAGAAUCUCUGUGGCUGUCGUCGCGCGGGCUAGAGCGGCUGAACGCCGAGGUCCUUCCCCCUUGGCUGGUCCGCCGCUCUAGGAGUCCGACUUUGUGGUAGUGGAGGACUGCGGCAAGGGAAGCGUAGGCUCGCAGGAGACGUGCUAUUAUUGUGGUUGUUAUUGUUGCACUUUGUAGCCUGGCAAAUCUCUAAGGGCUCUGGCAGCUUACCAGAAGGACACGCAGGGACAAUAGACCAAGUGUGCAAAGGAAAGGUCUGCUGCACACUAAUUAAAAAGGUCUCCAGGCGAAAUAAAAUGGAGCAUAAAAACUUUAAAUCAACUAAAGCCAAACUGACUCUAAACUAAGAUGGAACCAGGGCUUAAAGGCCUUUUGAACAGCUCCCAGAAGGCAUUUGAAAUAGGAGUCAACUGGGAAGCCAUUCCAACAUUACAUCAUAAUUUUGGGUAAAACUGUAGGAAGUUAGCACCCACCCCUUUCCUAGAAGAAUGAAAUAUUUUAGGAAGUAUUAAAAAGGCAGAUUAUUAUGUUUCCCUGGAUGAGAAAUGGAGAAUCAUGUUUUAAAGAUGAAGCAGCUCCCAUCUUCUUGCCCCCCCCACCCUUUGUCAAUGGGCCAGAGGCAGAAACUCAAUCUUUGUCAAUGGACCAUCAUCUGCAACACAAUAGGACCCAUCUGGCAACAGAAACUAACACAAUAGGACCCAUCUAGCAACAGAAACUCACCACAUGGCACCUGGGAAGAUUACAUCAGCCAGCAAGGCUAGCUAAGACCCCCACCCCCUGGGAGUCUGACAACCAAUCAGAGUACUCUUUCUGGGCCCCCGGAAGUUCAAAGCCAGAGAGGACAUAAAACUCCGGGACUCGCUGCAUCUCGCCCCACUUUUCUGUUCAGGAACUCAAACCAUGUGAUCCUGUCCACCAUUAAACCAUCUUUCCAAGCGGUCUCCAUGUUUCCAGUGUCUUUUUCCCCACUUGGAACUGAACCGAGAAGGAUAAUUCUUCUUACAGUAGCUAAAAAGUUCUCAUUUGGUGUAACAACGUUCCUUCUCACUAGAUCACAAGAGCUAAGCCACACUGGCUCAGUUCACAGUCUGGGCAAAAGAGAAGGUGAUUAACGUGAAGCUUGGUGGAUUCAUUCAGAUCCUACAGACUGGAUGCUAAAUUAAUUCUUUUCUGUGUUUAAAGAUGCUGAACUGUACUUGAAUGAAAUGGCCUUUGUUUUGCGUAAGUUUAACUAAACUUAGCACAUGGUGCAAACACAGCUACUAAACCUUCAAACGAUUGAAUGUGUCAUGUGAAUGAAGCUGUGCGACUCAACCUAGCAUGGUUUGUUUUACGAUUUAAUAUCGCUGUGACUCCAAACCACUAGCAUUUGCGAUUCAGCUGAUCAUUGUGCAAACAUCGUCCUUUACAGUGAUUUUGGAUUACUUUUGCUUCUAAUGAAUGAGCUGCUGCUAUCAAUCCACCCAUCUUCGCACCUUAAGGAGCGGCCAGCAGAGUUUACUUUUCUCCUUUUGGCGCUUUUCCUGUUCUCCUUACCUGGCAGGUGACAACGUUUCAAACCUAUCAGUUUCCCGAACAAUGGAAAGCGAGUAAGAGCCAAGAUUAGUUGCCACCACAGUUCCCAUAGCAGCAACUGCCCUACUCUUCCUCUUGGCCUGGGGAAAGCUAGUGCCUACAGAAGCCAGGUUGAUCAAGUGGGGAGAUUCUUGUUCGCUCCCCAUUUAUUCUGAGAUCGCCACUAGGCAGCCCUGAUUAUUGGGAGGUUCUUCAGACUGGAUUCACAAACCUCCGUCAGCCAGAAUUCCAGAUUGGAUCAUCACGUUGAUUCGGCCACAGUGCUCAGGAAAAAGAAGUUUUCCUGGGAUUCUCAACUCCUUCAAUGUUACUCCGAAAGUGGACUGGAUUUCGGAGUUUGCCUUCCCGAUACGGAGGCAUCGAUGGAGGUUUCCAACGCAGCUCUGUGGAGGCGGGAAGCUCAAGGCUCCCCAGCCAAGAGUCGGAAAAUACCAGCGGGAACCCCGUGUCCUUCUCUCAGUCACUUUUGGCCGCAGAAAAGAUCCUUCCUUCAAAGACAGUUGCUUUUCCAUCACAGCUAAAGAGCAAUGGGGUAACAGCAGCCCUGGAGCUCAGAAGCCCAGGAGGAACCAGCAUGAAGUUCCUACAUCCUGGAUCUCUCAGAGCCGUGCCUGUGGGGUCCCAGCCUGGUUCUCAAGCCAACAACGACAGAAUAGAUGUUCCAAGGCGGGUGGAGUACCCCAUACAGCCUCCCGGUUCAAAUCUUAGGAGGAGGAAUUCCUUAUCCCACCUUCCAAACUACAAUACAAAGGAUUUUUAUUCCGACCAGGCAUUGGCUAGAAAAAGGUGGAGCGGCUCGCAGACGGAUCUACAGGCAAACUUUUUGGAAGAGACACCAAGGAACGUGAAGCUUAGAGACGUGGGUGACUCCCUGGCAGGACAACCUAAAGAGUUUGGAGCCCGGAACCUCGAGUUGGAAGUUGACAUGAUGGAAUUUGAGCUCUGUUCCCUAAAACAGAAGCAGAUGGAGAGUUCCUAUGCCUACUUGGAAAAGGAAAGAAAGUGGUUGGAAGUGAUUCGUUCGGAAGGCAGGACACGAAAAGGGGAACUGGAUGAUAAGAUCUUCAAGAUAGAAAUGGAGCUGGCCAAGACGAGGUCUUACUUUGGUAAAAGAGAUCACCACUUGCUUCCCCAGGGUUUCGGUCAGAGCGAACAUGUGACCCAGGAAACGUUGGACGUCGGCCAGGAGCUGAGGAACCUUCAAGAAAGCCUCUCUGCUUUGAAGAACUGCAUCAAGACCUUGGAAGAAAAACGAAAUGAAAUGGUCCAGCAGCUGAAAUGCGUCAAGGAGGGAGAGCAGAGCUCAGCCAGCCACCCAACAGCCACAGCGUCACUGGAAACCAAGCGAGAAAGACGCCAACUCCAAGCUGCUUACAAGAACAUCAAACAGAAGAACGUGGCUUUGCUUCAGCAAGUCCAGCAUCUCAGUUUGGAGUUGAAGCAUGCCCAGAAAAAUCAAGAAGAAUCCGGGGACCAGAUCUCGGCUCUCAAAUCAGAACUUGCAAGUAAUAAGAAUCAGGCCAAUCAACAGGAAGAAGAGAAAGUCCUCAUGAAGGAGGAGAUGGAAUCGGUCAGACAGUCGAACGAAGAGCUUUCUUCUACAGCAGCUGAGAGCUGCCAAAGGCUGGAAGCUCUUUUAGAAAAGCUGCAUCUUCUGGAGGAGGAGAAGAAGUCCCAGGCGAACCACAUCCAGGCUCUGGAGGACGAACGGACCCGGUUGCUGGAAGAGAAGGAGCAACACCUUCUCGAAAGAAUGGUGGAGCAGCAGGGCCAGGAAGAGAGCAGGAAAGCUCUGCAGGCAAGCUGUGAAAAUCUCAGGGAAUCUCAGAUCCAGUUGCAGAAGGAGAAGGAUCUUCUACAGGUUCACUGCCAGGACCUUGAAAGACAAGUAGAAGAGUUGGGCAAGCAACUGGACGAGGAACAGUCCAUCUCCCAAGAGUGGAGAAACCGAUGGAAGGAAGUAGAUGCCGCUUUGAAGACCAAAGGAGAAGAGCUGGAGAAAAUGAGGGCCCAGAACCAGGCCCUCCAAGCCAAGAACGCAGAAUGGAGUUUGGAGAAGCAGAGGCUGCAGCAACUGGUCCGUGUUUCGGAGGAGCAGCUGGCUGAAAAGGACCAAGCCUUGAGAGACCUCAGGCAGACCAGAGAUGUGGAGAGAGCUGCGUUGGAGACGAGAACUUCACCAGAACCGAAGAUAACAAGAGAAGGUCCGGGGACAUCUUAUGAGGGGCGUCCUGGUGGCUUGGAGGCAAAGAUUGUUGGGAAUCAGCUGGAAGAUCUCAGGCUACAACAUCAUUCAGUGACUGAGCAGCUGAAGGAACUGUUCAGACAGAGGCAACAGCCGGAAGCAGGAGCCAGGAAACAUCAGGAUGGGGGACUCAAGGAAAAGAACUCAACAGCACCUCAGAAUGUUCCGCGAGCACUGACCACUUCACAGGAAUCCCUCGGAUUUUCAUCGGAGGAAAGCCGUUUGGAAUCUGGAGACGCAUCCAAAAGGGGGGAAGAAGAGCAGAGCCUUCGGCAGCAGCUGGAAGCAAAAAACGAUGUGAUUUCCGCCAUGGCCUGUGAAAUUCAAACUUUGAAAGAGAAAAAUGAGAACUUAAUGCAAGCCAAACUGAGAUUCCAGGAACAGAUUCAGCACAUCCGCCAGCUUUCGAAGCGAAAAGAGUCGGAAAAGAGUCACCAGGAGCUGCAGGUUCCAAGAUUUCCCACCGGCCCUGGAGAUGACGCGCGAAAGGAUCGUUGCCAUGAGAUUCCGGAGGUUUCCUCGCGGAAGGAUGAAGCUCCAUCCUCUUCCCAUCACGUAGAGAUACCGGAACAGCUUCAAGCCUGCCCUGAGGAGGAGCAAAAGGACACCUCUUCGAACAUCAGGAUGGCGCGAAGGGGCCCCUUGCUUCUCCCUCCCGACGCAUCUCUUCAACCACCCGGGACCCUCUCCGAUACAUCUUCAGCCUCCGACAAACUUUUCUUAGCCCCCCUGGCUCUCCUAAAGCAUGUCGAGGAGGAAGGAGCAUUACUCAGACCCCACAGCCCAGGGCUCUUGUCCCCCAAGCCUUUUGGGCCCCCGAGACCAUGGUCCCCUUUCCGAGAGAGGGCUGAAUCGCCAGAGAACAGAAGAGAAGUGUAGGAAACCAGGGUGAGCUCCUGGGACAGAAGAAACAUCAGGAAGAGGGGAGGGGGGAGGAAAUCUGACCUGGGGAAGGAAAUCUCUGUGUUUGCACUGAGAUUUUUUUUUUUUCCUCCUCCUGCUGCUAAUGAGGUUUCUUCUCUUUCUAAAAUGUAUUAUGGUAUUAAAAAAAAAAACUGGAUUG